UAGUGACAGUCCCUGCCGGAGCUCCACGUGACUGUGUGGCAGUAGCUGUGGAGGGCGGCGGAGGGAUGCCAUCUGCUUUGCCAUGCUGCUGAAACUCCUGCAGAGACAGACCUAUACCUGCCUGUCCCACAGGUAUGGGUUGUAUCUCUGCUUUGGGGGCAUGGUGCUGAUGAUCGUCUCUGCUCUGCAGUUUGGAGAGGUGGUAUUGGAGUGGAGUCGGGAUCAGUAUCAUGUUCUGUUUGAUACAUACCGGGACAACAUUGCUGGAAAGUCCUUUCAGAAUAGGCUAUGUCUCCCCAUGCCUAUUGACGUGGUAUAUACCUGGGUAAAUGGUUCUGAUACAGAACUUGAGAAGCAGCUACGUGAUGUACGUGAACAGAUGGAAGAAGAACAGAGGGCGCUAAGGGAUCUUCUGGGAAGCAAUAGAACUGAGCCAACAAGAAAAGGUGAUAAGAUGCUGGAGUGUCUUCUUACACACUGUAUUCGGGUCCCAAUGUUGGUACUGGAUCCAUCCCUUCCUCCCAAUACUACUCUAAAGGAUCUGCAGUCUUCGCAGCCUUUUUUCCAUGCAGCAAUCUCACUAUUUCAUGUUGCUAAACCCAAGAAUCCAUCAACCAAUGUCACAGUUCUUGUCUUUGACACACAGCAGGAUGCGGAAACUGCACAACUGAAUGCUUUGUUGGAAACGAGCAAGGAAACCAUCUGGAGAGCUUAUCUGACUACAGAUAAAGAAGCCCCUGGAUUAGUGUUUAUGCAAGACUUGGUUUUUCUAAGUGGAUUUCCAGCAACGUUUAAGGACACCGAUCAGUUGAAGUCAAAACUACCCGGGAGCUUAUCGUCCAAGAUUAAACGGGUGCAGCUCUACUCUGAAGCAAGUGUAGCACUUUUUCAACUGAACAAUCCCAAAGGCUUUCAUGAAUUAAACAUACAAGCGAAGAAAAACAUGACUAUAGAAGGAAAAGAGGUGACACUGAAUCCAGCUUACUUGUUAUGGGAUCUCAGUGCUGUCAGUCAGCUAAAGCAGGAUGAAGACAUUUCAGCCAGUCGUUUUGAGGACAAUGAAGAGCUUCGCUACUCACUGAGAUCUAUAGAGAAACAUGCUCCUUGGGUGCGUCAUGUUUUCAUCGUAACUAAUGGUCAGAUACCAUCGUGGCUGAAUCUGGAUAAUCCACGAGUCACCAUUGUAACACACCAAGAAAUCUUUUUGAACACUAGCCAUUUACCAACCUUUAGCUCUCCUGCUAUUGAAAGCCACAUUCAUCGGAUUCCUGGACUUUCUCAGAAAUUCAUAUAUAUGAAUGAUGAUGUUAUGUUUGGGACCUAUGUGUGGCCUGAUGAUUUCUAUAGCCAUUCAAAGGGUCAGAAGGUUUAUUUGACUUGGCCUGUUCCUAACUGUGCAGAGGGAUGCCCAGGAUCUUGGAUUAAAGAUGGUUAUUGUGACAAAGCCUGCAAUAACUCUGCAUGUGACUGGGAUGGUGGCGAUUGCCUUGGUAACACAGCAGCUGGUCGUUUUGCACCAGCCCUUGCUGGAGGAGGUCUUCUCAAUGGACAAGGCUGGCAGCCUGGAUUGGGAAUAAGCAGCGUUUCUUAUUGUAACCAAGGCUGUGCUAAUUCCUGGCUUGCUGACAAAUUCUGCGACCAAGCCUGCAAUGUGCUUAACUGUGGAUUUGAUGCUGGCGAUUGUGGACAAGAUCACUUUGGAGAGUUAUACAAGAUAGACUUGCUUCUAAACCAGACCCAUUAUGUUGUUCCUAAAGGUGAACGUUUGCCCUACUUCAGUUUUGCUGACAUAGCUAAGAAAUCAGUGGAGGGCAGCUAUAGUGAAAGCCCAAUAAUUCGCCAUGCCUCUAUUGCUAAUAAGUGGAAAACUGUUCAUUUGAUCAUGUAUCCUGGAAUGAAUGCCACUGUAAUUCAUUUUAACCUCACUUUUCAUGAUCAGAAUGACAAAGAGUUUAAAAUGCAGAUUUUCAUAGACGUCGACACAAACGAAGAGCAAAAACGCAAUAUUACGGCAUCUUCCCAAGGGAAGAAGGAUAUAGUAAGCACCACACCUACCCCAGAUGCAGAAAUACUGUUUGAGGACAUUCCUGAAGAAGACCGGUUCCCAAAACCUAAGAAGCAGAGGCCAGCUGAAAAGCAAGAUGCAGAAAUCCUUAUACCAUAUGUGAAUAUUUCCACUCUUCCAAACAGUAUACAGCUGGCCCUACGUAAUCUCGACCUGAAGCUUAGCAGGGGUGACAUCACAUCGAAAGGGUACAACAUUACAAAAAUGGCUUUGCUUAAACCAUUUAGCAGUGUCAAGCCACAAACAGAGCAAGUUUUAAAUGAGACUAAAUUGGGAAUCAAUUUAGCACACAUAUCCAAACAUAUGGUCUCUGAAAAGAAGGCUGAUUCUAAGAAAACUACCUUUAUAUCAAGAGAACUAGGGCGUGAAAAUGGGAAAUCUGCCUCGAGAAUGGAAUCCCAGGUUAAGCUCAGAAAUGUAAUGAACAAAGAAUUGGAAAUAUCUAAGGGAGACCACAUUGUUCAAGGAAGAAAACUCCAUAGCUAUCAGCCGCUUUAUGAAGGAUUCUUACCUUGGGAAAGAAGAAAAUAUUUUAAGGACCUCUUAGAUGAGAGAGAUGCUCUACUUAGUGAAGUUUCUUAUAUCACCAAUGGUAAGAAAACUGGCAGGAAACUUCAAGAUACAUUUGCUGAUUCCCUACGUUAUGUGAAUAAACUACUCAAUGGUAAAUUUGGCUUCACAUCUCGGAAAGUUCCUGCUCACAUGCCACACAUGAUUGACCGUAUCGUUAUGCAAGAGCUUCAGGAUUUGUUUCCAGCAGAAUUUGACAAGACAUCUGCCCAUAAAGUGCGUCACUUUGAAGAUAUGCAGUUUGCCUUUUCCUUUUUCUACUAUCUGAUGAGUGCUAUCCAGCCAUUAAAUAUCUCCCAGAUAUUCUAUGAAGUUGACACGGAUGGCACAGGCGUGCUGUCUGACAGGGAGAUUCGGACGAUGGCGACAAGAAUAAAUCAGUUACCACUGAGUUUACAGGAUCUCACUGGAUUGGAACAUAUGCUUAUCAACUGCUCCAAAACUGUACAAUUUAAUAAUACUGAGACUGUUUUUAUCCCGGCAACUCAGGAAUCCUAUUAUGAUCCAAAUAUGCCACCUGUGACCAAGCAGCUGCUAAUUAAUUGUAAACCUGUAACUGAUUUGAUACGGAAAGCUUACAAGGAUAAGAAUAAAUACAGAUUUGAAAUUAUGGGAGAAGAAGACAUAGCAUUCAAGAUGAUUCGUACUAAUGUCUCUCAUGUAGUUGGCCAGUUAGAUGACAUCAGGAAAAACCCCAGGAAAUUCAUCUGCUUGAACGACAAUAUUAAUCACCACCACAAGGAUGCACCAACGGUUAAAGCAGUCUUAAGGGAUUUCUAUGAGUCCAUGUUUCCAAUUCCCUCUCAGUUUGAGCUGCCAAGAGAAUACCGCAACCGUUUUCUACACAUGCAUGAGCUGCAGGAGUGGAGAAGUUAUAGAGACCAUCUUAAGUUCUGGACACACUGUGUACUGGCCACGUUAAUUGUGUUUACAGUCAUCUCCUUUUUUGCUGAACAGUUGAUUGCACUAAAAAGAAAGCUUUUUCACCGGAGGAGAAUGCCGAUUGAAGUGAACACAGAAAGAAGUAAAGUGUGAACCGGCACUGAUUCAUUACCAGACUACCUCAUAAGUGAAUGAAGGACAGAGACAUA
This is a messenger RNA of Nanorana parkeri, 3726 nucleotides long. It is a transcript of the gene GNPTAB, whose product is annotated as N-acetylglucosamine-1-phosphate transferase alpha and beta subunits. Gene Ontology annotation, cellular component: Golgi apparatus. Gene Ontology annotation, biological process: carbohydrate phosphorylation; N-glycan processing to lysosome. The record is from RefSeq and is a predicted model, not a curated record. Lineage: Eukaryota; Metazoa; Chordata; Amphibia; Anura; Dicroglossidae. The transcript has 21 exons. Gene Ontology annotation, molecular function: UDP-N-acetylglucosamine-lysosomal-enzyme N-acetylglucosaminephosphotransferase activity. Bases 83 to 3670 code for a protein of 1195 amino acids.